Messenger RNA from Megalops cyprinoides (Indo-Pacific tarpon), 5295 nucleotides. RefSeq names its product potassium voltage-gated channel, shaker-related subfamily, member 4 (gene kcna4). Gene Ontology annotation, biological process: protein homooligomerization; potassium ion transmembrane transport. Gene Ontology annotation, cellular component: membrane; voltage-gated potassium channel complex. NCBI's taxonomy places the organism in Eukaryota, Metazoa, Chordata, Actinopteri, Elopiformes, Megalopidae. Bases 1016 to 3073 code for a protein of 685 amino acids. The transcript is spliced from 3 exons. The record is from RefSeq and is a predicted model, not a curated record. Gene Ontology annotation, molecular function: potassium ion binding; delayed rectifier potassium channel activity; protein binding.
GUUUUCAUUUUAGCAUCUCACUUUGGCGUCACUUACCAAUAAGCUAUAGCUUACAGUGGAAACGCGUCUGAAAGUGAAAUCCCUCGAAUGCGAAAAUCACAUAUGUGUAAGCUUAAAAUUUCCCCGGUUUAUGUCAUCGCGGGAUUGCCACACUCCCAAAACAAAAUGGAAAUUGUACAAACCUGAAAAUUGCAGCCUCGCCUUUCUACAGUAUGCUAAUUUGAUCAAUGGAGAAAAGAAGAUAAUCUGUAUGGCCUUUUAAAUCUGCUGCAGGCGUCAAAGGAAUAUAUUGUUAAUCUGAACAUCUGACGGCAGAAAGGUAUAGUGCUGUUUUCCCCCACCCACUCCAAAACGGCAACUAAGAGACAAUAAAAAUAAGCAUCAUUUGCUUUAUGUCUGCGCACUUGUGUAGCAAAGGAGUUUGCAACCUGAAGGAGAUGAGAGACGUGCAUUUCUGGGGAGGGGGCGUGGGAGAUUUUACAAAUCGCCAUUAAAGAAUACUUCUACCAUUUCAAAAGCGCUGGUGUAUACACGUUCAGUGAAAUUGUUUUGUGACUGAAUAGAUAUAAAAUGUACCAGCUGAAAACCCCGCCUGUUCACCGAAUUGCAGUAUGCGUGGUCUGAACAGAACGGUUGUAUAAUCAAAAUAUGAAGAUUUUUUUCAUUUGCAUAUUUUGGGGAUCACUUGAGUUGAACUGAAGACAGACUGGGAGCCUCUAAGAUAAAGUUCACCUGUUAGCCUGAACAUGUAAGCAACUAUAAAGCAAUGUCGCAGGAAUGGCUUUGUACACGGACUGCAAAGACUCAGAUGUAUACUCAGAUGUAUCAAAAGUUCCCAGCUACCUGCAUGUGCUGCCGCAGGCAUAUAAUAACAGGUGCACGGUUCUGACAAUGCAUUACAGCAACCAGCUAUCCACCUUUCCCCCCCGCCCUAAACCAGUGCUCUAACUUCGUCUUCCUGUGUAUGUUAUUCGGGGGAAAUAUAUAAUUCAGCAAUCGAAAACAUAAAAACAAAAUGGAGUUUGCCAUGGUAGGUGCAGAAAGUGGUGGGUGCAACAGCCACCUGCCUUACGGAUACGCCCAAGCGCGCGCAAGGGAGCGAGAGCGCGAGAGGGAGAGACAGGCGCACACGCGAGCGGCAGCGGCAGCAGCGGCGGCAGCUGCUGAAGCCGGAUCGGGCGGAGAGGGAGGGGGGUCCUCCUCCAGCUAUCACCACAACAACCACAACCACCAACAGCAUCAGUCUCGCACCGCCUACUCAUCCCAUGCCAACAACAGUAGCGGCACCGCCUCGCGCCCCUCCUCCUCCUUCUCCUCCUCCUCCUCCUCGCAACAGCCGCAGCAGCAGCACCAUCACGAACCACAACAGCAAGCUCUCAGAGGCAGGAAAAAGCAACGGGGUGCGGAGCACCGGAGAAGGAACCGCUCGAUUCUCGGCGGGGACUUGCGCCACUCGGAGUUGGCGCUGCUCGGGUCCGAGGAGGAAAUUAUGAUAGAGGAGGAGGAGGCGGAAGGAGAAGAAGAAGAAGAGGAGGACGGAGGAGGAGGAGGGGGUGGUGAAGAGACAAGAGAAAAGAGAAAAAGUUUUCUCUGUAACAUGGAUGAUGAAGAGGAGACAGUCUCACUCACCGACAGACGUCCCCAACCAGGCUACGAAAAUGUUUACAGUGAGUAUGGGUGCUGUGAGAGAGUUGUGAUCAACGUGUCGGGUCUGAAGUUUGAGACGCAACUGAAGACUCUCACGCAGUUUCCUGACACUCUCUUGGGGGACCCCGAAAAACGAAUCAGGUACUUUGACCCCCUGAGGAACGAGUACUUUUUUGACAGAAAUCGACCAAGCUUCGACGCUAUUCUCUAUUACUACCAAUCUGGUGGGAGGUUAAAGAGGCCUGUCAAUGUACCCUUUGACAUUUUUUCAGAAGAGGUGAAGUUCUACGAGCUUGGAGAAGAUGCCAUGCUGAAGUUUCGGGAAGAUGAGGGCUUUGUAAAGGAGGAAGAGAAACCCUUACCAGAAGACGAGUUCAAACGACAAGUUUGGCUUCUGUUUGAAUAUCCCGAAAGUUCAAGUCCUGCAAGAGGAAUCGCAGUAGUGUCGGUUUUGGUCAUCGUUAUAUCCAUAGUCAUUUUCUGUCUAGAAACUUUGCCGGAAUUCAGGGACGACAAAGAAUUCCUCAGCGCAGGUAACAAUUCAGCAUACUCAGACAAUGGAUUUACACCUUUCAACGACCCGUUUUUCAUUGUCGAAACUGUAUGUAUUAUUUGGUUUUCUUUUGAAAUAAUAGUCCGCUUCUUUGCAAGCCCUAGCAAAGCUGCUUUCUUUAAAAACAUUAUGAAUUCUAUUGACAUUGUAUCCAUCUUGCCUUAUUUCAUUACUCUUGGCACAGAUCUUGCCCAACAGCAAGGCAACGGGCAGCAAGCGAUGACCUUUGCUAUUCUCAGAAUAAUUCGUCUUGUCAGAGUCUUUCGCAUCUUCAAGCUCUCCAGGCACUCGAAAGGUUUGCAAAUCCUCGGACAUACCCUGAGAGCCAGUAUGAGAGAACUGGCGCUGCUGAUUUUCUUCCUUGUGAUUGGCGUUAUUUUGUUCUCAAGUGCUGUGUAUUUUGCUGAAGCAGAUGAGCCCACAUCUCAAUUUACAAGCAUCCCUGACGCUUUUUGGUGGGCAGUCGUUACCAUGACCACGGUCGGAUACGGGGACAUGAAACCAAUUACAGUUGGUGGUAAAAUAGUGGGUUCACUCUGUGCCAUAGCGGGUGUGUUAACUAUUGCUUUACCCGUCCCGGUCAUUGUGUCCAACUUCAACUAUUUUUAUCACAGAGAGACCGACAAUGAAGACCAAACACCAAUUGUGCAGAACACACCUCCCUGCCCUUAUUUCCCCACAAACUUCCUCAAGAAAUUUAGGGGAUCCCCCUCGGCUUCUUCGAUGGGAGAUAAAGCCGAGUACAUGGAAAUGGAAGAAGGGGUGACCGAGUCCCUAUGUGGAGUGGAAAAGCAAAGCCCGAGCAAAGGAAACGGUACAGAAAUAGUCAGAAAGAAUAGCUCCAAUCCCAAAUCGCUUCAAACGGACGUGUGACAACACACUUAUCUGUAUUUAUAGUUAGCCACAUGUUUUGAACUGAGAUGCAAUGUUGAUAUGACUCGAUGGAGAAGUUCUGAGAUAAUGGCUCCCUAAUUACAGUGGAAAAAUUGCAUGACAUGCUGAUAUUCUUUGACAUACCGCCACUGACGUUCAAAAUGUAACAUAAAUACUGUCUUUCUCGGCUAGCUAAAGUGGACCACUCUUUGAUUUGGGCUUCCUUUGGAGAGAGAUUAAACCAUUCAUUAACUCAAAACAGGCAAUGCCGACAUCACGAGCUUUAAUUAGCCAACGUUGUGAGCCAAACAUUCAAAGGGAUUUAUAUGUACGUGCAUUUAAACCAUAGCUAGCUAAAGAUAUUCUUAUACGAAACUAAAAACAAGAGAAAUUGCAAAGGCACUUUAUAAGUUUCUGUAUGACACUUUAAAAUAAUUGAAGGAAAAGGGAGAAAGAUCUUACCGUUUUGCUUUUAUGCAAUAAAGUAACUGUUUGCACUAUUGUACAAUGCACGGUGACAAGCUAUUAUCAAGCACCUGCAAGAAAUCCCUGCUUUAUCAUUUUGUGAUUGUCUAACACUAACACCCAUAUCCUCACAGAGACAUGACGUAUAUUUAAUUAAAUAUGUCGAUCACGUUCAGUCCCUCUAAAAUUUAAGUCCAGUUGGAGAAAUGUAAUUUAAUGCUAAAUUAAUCGAAUUUGCUAUGUCGUAAACGCUGGAAUCACCAACGAAUAUAUAGAAGCAAAUUUGACCUGAAAAGCACAAGGAUCUAGGGUAGGCUGGAAAAAAAUGAAAAAUGUAAAAACUGAAAUCAAAUGUACAUAGCUAUUUAUAAGACAUAUUGACUAAAUACAAAACAGUACGUGAACAAAGGUCUAUAUGGUGUUUCCAAAAACGUCCCAAACAUCGAUUUCUGACAUUGGCAGGUCGAUAAAGCAUCUAAUGAAUAUAAGACAAAGUCCAGUUAUAUGCUUUGAAGGCCUAUCAAUACACAAGUAGUUAUUCUGUGUUCAUAGUCUAUGCGUACCUGGAGCGAUGCCGGGAAAAUGUUUUUAAAACUUGGUUUGGCACUUUUCAUCAGUUCUGUCAGAGGAAGAUCAGCAUCUCUUGGCUCUUACAGCUAAGUGUGUUUUUGUCCCUUUAAAUAUCACAAACGAAUGACUACACAUCCCUUUACGUUGAAACUGAUGGAAAUCCGCAGAAAGUUGUAACUGAAACUUUGAGUACUUGGACUUCUUUUUUCUUUUACUCAAUGGACCUCAAUACAACACCAUCCACGAAAGAACUUUUGGUCUUCCUGGAGAGCACGCGCAUUACCUGGACAGAGGGGUUGUGAACAAAGUACUGUUAAGCACCAGUCCAGAAGAGGGGCCGGUCAUGAAUACGCAUCCCCUGAAAAAAGCAAGUAUUGGCCCUUUUGUGAAAACACACUGCUUGACACAGCAAGGACAGACACUACUGCUGUGAAACCCUGCUCCCGGGCAGAGCGUAGAUCGACACUGUCGUCGUUUAUAUGGGUUCCCUUAACUGAGCAGUGAUUGACGCCACGGUUGGACAUUUUAUUGGAAAUGGACAUAGGAAGGUGUGCAAGUCACGGCCCAGCUGAUUGCCUUAAUAAUAUGAAUAAAAAAUACAGAAAUGAGGUGACAGGACUAGAGACCUAUUGAAGGUAAUGUUAUUUUUUUUUUCUUAAGUGAAGCGGUGUCUCACAAGAAACAGAUGUGAAUAUUUUAAUAUAAUGGGGGAAAAUAGUUGGGGUGUGAUUUUUGUAUUUUGCAUUUUAAUUUUAUUGGCUUUAUCGUUGCAAUCGAUAACCAAACAAAGAAUAACUGUCAGUCUUGCCAGUGAUGUCAUUUUAUCUAUUUAUCUUGUUUUAUUUUGUUAACCAAAUACCACUGUAAAAUACAAGUGGAGCUGCUGGAACAAAGAACUUGUAUGUUACUCUGGGGCAUUUCCCUUUUUAAUCAGCAGUCAUUUCUGCAAUCAUUUAUUUUGGGUAUGCAUAGCCAAACUGCACUUAAAAUUACACAGUCACUCUUACGCUUUUGUACUGUUCAAUGUAGAUUAAGGGGUGUGUGUGUGUGUGGUUGUAUGUGCAUGUCUGUACACUCAUGUCCUAAUACAUAUUUAAAUUUCAAAACUGGGAACUUUGAAGGAACAUGGCAACAUCAACAACAAAUGGGCCAAAUGGGAGCACACACACACCCACAUACACACACAC